This is a messenger RNA of Phascolarctos cinereus (koala), 1833 nucleotides long. Lineage: Eukaryota; Metazoa; Chordata; Mammalia; Diprotodontia; Phascolarctidae. The record is from RefSeq and is a predicted model, not a curated record.
GGCCACUCCAGCCGCGGUUGGACAGUUCUCAGUGCUGAGGUUCAGGAUAGAAUGCUUAUUGAUUUGGUCUGAGAAGGAGAGCCAAGGAAGGACCCAGUUUCCCUCUCACUCUUCUCCUUUGCUUGGGAACUGACGAGAAGGGCAGGAUGGCCACGACCCACUGGGAGCUGUACGAUGCCAUCGUGAUUGGGGCUGGCAUUCAAGGCUGUUUCACUGCCUAUCACUUCACCAAAAAUAAGAGAAAAGUCCUUCUUCUGGAACAGUUUUUUCUCCCUCAUUCCCGGGGAAGCUCCCAUGGGCACAGCCGGAUCACCCGAAGGGCCUACCCUCAAGACUUCUACACCAAGAUGAUGGAAGAGUGCUAUGAAAUAUGGGCCCAGCUGGAGAAUGAGUCUGGGACAAAGUUAUACAGGCAGACAGGAUUACUGAUACUGGGAAGGAAGGAAGAAGCAGAGUUUCGCACCACGCAGGACAACUUGUCUAAGCAUGGUGUGGAACACAAGUAUUUCAAUUGGGAAGAAAUGAAGAGACGUUUUCCAAAUAUUCAGUUGCCCCCGGGACAUGGGGGAAUCUGGGAGUCAUCUGGGGGUGUCCUGUGUGCUGACAAGGCACUGAAGGCCCUGCAGGAUUUAAUCAGACAGCUAGGAGGCGUGAUCCAUGAUGGGGAGAAAGUAACAGAGAUAAAACCCGGGUUCCCAGUUACCGUGACAACCACCACCAGGACCUAUCAAGCCAAAAGCCUGGUAAUUACUGCAGGUCCUUGGACUAACCAGCUUCUCCUCCCCCUGGGAAUACAACUGCCUCUGCAGACCCUUCGGAUCAAUGUGUGUUAUUGGAAAGAGAAGGUCCCCGGGAGCUAUGGAGAGAACUUUCCUUGCUUUGUGGUGGUAUUCCCAGACCUGAUUCCCCACCACAUCUAUGGGUUGCCUGCUGGAGAGUACCCAGGGCUAGUGAAGAUCUGUUAUCACUAUGGUAACAAAGCCGACCCAGAUGAGAGGGACUGCCCCUCAGCAUCUCCAGACGUAGCAGAUGUCCGGAUCCUCAGCGGCUUUGUGAGAGAUUGCUUACCCGGCCUGCAGCCUCAGCCUGCCAUAAUGGAAUGCUGCAUGUACACGAACACCCCAGACAAGAAUUUCAUUUUGGAUCGGCACCCAAAACAUGCCAAUAUUGUCAUUGGGGCUGGAUUUUCAGGACACGGCUUCAAGCUGUCCCCUGUGGUGGGGAAGGUCCUGUAUGAGCUAAGUGUGGAGUCAACCCCGUCCUAUGAUCUGACUCCAUUCCGAAUUAGACGCUUCAAGCACCAGGACAAAGCAUCUCUGUGACCUCCUGGUUAACAUCUUCCUUCCUGAGUCUCCUGUGCUUAGCACAGUACCCGCACAUAGUAGGCGCUUAAUAAAUGUCUUAGUUGAUUAGUUGAAAACUCACUGAUUAAAGGGAGACUUCCCAGGUUGAGGGACAGUGAGACGUAAUUCAUGUCUCCUAUUCUACUUGAUUGAUCUAGGCUCACAUCCCUCUGGAUGACCACUUAAUCCUGCCCCUAAAAGUAGUUCAGACGUCCUGGAGCUGGAAGGAAGCGAUCUUGCACACCAAUUUCUCAAUAGGCAGAGGAGCAGGCCCAGAAGCCCAUAGGAGUGGAGAGAAUUUUCUUUUCUGUUGCUCUUUGAGAACAGAGACAAUCCUCCAAAAGCAAGGCUGGCUUUGAUAUAGAUUUCCUAGAGAAGGGAAUGGGGGUGUACGCAAGGCUCCUUCUGAAUACGCACUAUGUUCUUCUCUUUGUGAUUCCAGUACCUACACAAACAGAACAAAAUAAAUGCUUAUUGGUUGAUUGAUACA